GGGCUCGCCGCCCCUCGCGCUCGCCGCCUGCCGCCCGCCGGGUCCCGGGCCGCGGGAAGGUCGAGGACCCAAGAGCGCGCGGGCGGACCCGCCGGCGAAGGCGCUCUGGUUUUGGGGAGCACAAGCCGGCCUUGUCAACUGGUUGCACUCCUGAAAAGGACGCGAAGUGCUACGACUCAGACGCGUCCCCAAACACUGGGAGGGCUCCCAGAGGGAAGCCACUGCAUGUGAAGGUCUUCCAGUGGAAGCUGCCCAGAGUGGAAGGCUGAUUUGCAGGUGAAAACCUGCAUUUGUGAACAGUGGGAAGAAUAUUCUGGUCGUGCCAUCCUGGGGACGCCUAGAAAGCCGUGAUCAGUAGGCAGUCGGACGCAGUGUCUUUAUGAAAGCGGGACAGUCCUGUUCGUUCGGGAGCACAUGGCCCCGACCUGGAUGCCACCUGCACCUCCCCCAGCCUGGUUUCCUCGCGGUGACCUGUUGUCAGUGUUGAUGGCGUGGAUUUGACUCUUGGCUCCUCCGGGCGCACCAUGGCCGCAAUCAGUCUGGGGUCUGGCAGACCGCCGAUGAGGAGGGCUUUCUUGCUGCUGAAACUCACGGCUGUCACCUUGUCGGUGCUUCUGUUUUGUGAAUUUCUGAUCUAUUACGGAGUGAUCAUCCGGUGUCACUGGCCUGAGGUGGAAACUCCAGCGGACGGCAGGGGCCGGGGCCCCCCCGAGCCGGCACUGCGAGCCAUGUUUUUGGCGGAUACCCACCUGCUCGGGGCAGUGAGAGGCCACUGGCUGGACAAAUUACGAAGGGAGUGGCAGAUGGAGAGAGCCUUCCAGACGGCGCUGUGGCUGCUGCAGCCGGAGGUUGUCUUCAUCCUGGGGGAUGUUGAUGAAGGGAAGUGGAGCUCCUCCCAGGCCUGGGCGGACGACGUGGAGAGGUUCCAGACCAUGUUCCGACACCCUGCUCACGUGCAGCUGAGGGUGGUCGCCGGCAACCACGAUGUUGGCUUCCACUACCAGAUGAACACAUACAAAAUAAAACGAUUUGAGAAAGUUUUCAACCCCGAAAGGCUGUUUUCUUGGAAAGGAAUUAAUUUCGUGCUGGUCAACAGCGUGGCCAUGGAAGGAGACGGCUGUGACAUCUGCUCUGGAGCUGAGGCAGAGCUCCUGGAGAUCUCCCAGCAGCUGAACUGCUCCCAGGAGGAGCAUCACCCCGGCAGGUGUGGAGACAGAGGGCCGCUGCCAGCCUCGGCCCCAGUCCUUCUGCAGCACUUCCCGCUUUACCGGAGAAGCGACGCUCACUGCUCUGGGGAGGACGCCGCACCCCCGGCCGAGAGGGGUAUCCCCUUCCAGGAGCGGUAUGACGUGCUCUCCCGGGAGGCCUCCAGGAAGCUGCUGUGGUGGCUCCGGCCACGCCUGGUCCUGAGCGGCCACACGCACCAUGCCUGCGAGGUCCUCCACGGGGCCGGCGUCCUGGAGGUCAGCGUGCCGUCGUUCAGUUGGAGGAACAGAAAUGACCCCAGUUUCAUCAUGGGCAGCUUUACGCCCACAGACUACGUCCUGGCCAAGUGCCCCAUGCCCCGCGAGGACACAGUCCUGACCACGUACUGCGGAGCGGCUGCGUGCCUCGUGGUCCUCACGCUAGUCCAUGUGAGGCUGCUGGCCUCACCUCUGCACGUGGGUUGGAACCUGCUCAGAAAAUUUAAGACCACGUGAGUAACAGGCAUCAAGACCAGAGGAGCUGACCAGCAGGCGGUGCUCCGGGGAGUGAGACUGAGUGCCACUCGGGAGCUAGACCCCUGGGCCGAUCCCCGCGGGGUGAGGGUGAGCUGCUGGUGCUGUUCCCAUGCUGUCACGAUGGAGCGUGCACUCUCCAGAGUCUGUGCUCUCACUUCAUCAAAGAUGUGUGUAAUCACGGAUUGUAUCUACAGCUCGCAGAAGCUGCGGGCGUCACUGGCGUGCAUGCGACAGCCUGUGUUCCCCAGUCGGCACCGGCAGGCUUGGGGUGAGGUGACACCAUCAGUGGUCCUGCGGGUGGUUCUCAAGUUCCUACCUGUGCUAGUCAGACGCUUCAAAUAAACCCAGAUGCUACAAGCAGGAAUAGCUGUUCCCGCAGACUCCUGUGUGUCCACGCUAACUGGAUGGAAUCGGGUUUUUAGAUGAGUGUCAUUUUCUCUCCAGCAGACCCGACUGUUAAGUCAGGAUCAAAUGCCCGUCAGUGAGCAAAAGAAACUUGAAAAGUAGCCUCCAGGAAGAGGCGUUUGGUAUUUAAAAAUAUGUAUGCCUUGGUAAUUUUAAGCCAGGUAAAGUGGAUUCUUGUUGCAUUUUUUCCUUGAGAGUCUGGCUCCUCAGUCAGACCUUUACAUAGGAAGUUCACUUACAGGGGAUUGCUGAGUGAUGCGGAGAACAAUAUACAACUCUGUUUUUUGUGUAUAUAUGUUGGGUUGUAUCUCUUCAUGUUUUCUUCAUGUUUUACUUCGAAAAUGCAAUGGAAAUGGAAAAUCAUUCCUACUUCAUCUGUCUCCGUUCACCUGAGAGUUUUAUGAAACAGGCAAGGAUGGGAGAGGCAGGAACUGGGUGAUAAUGAGAUAAAAAACGUGAUGGUGUGUUGUCUUUGACGUCGCCAUCCUGUAUUUCGUGUAAAAGUUGUAUUUAGCCGUGGAUGAGUUUACAGAGGAUUACAAGAUGCUGGUUUACAGAGAAAACUUGAAACUAUCAAAGACUAAAUGAAGUCGAUGAAGUCACGUAGGCUGGGCUGCCUCCUCUCUGCUUCGUGUGGUUGGAGUAGAACCUCGGACAUCUUCACAGACUGCCUGACCUGGGGAAGCCCCCCUCAGGGCCGUGGCCCAGCAUGAGGGGCUUUCUGGGUCUCGUACUGGAGCCACCUUGCGAGGCUGCAUCUGCUGAUCUCUCAAGUUUGAAAAAUAGCCGUGUAUUUUGACUUGGUAUUUCAGUAAAGGUUUUGUAAUGUUUCUUCUUCAAAAGGCAA
Molecule: messenger RNA, 2973 nt
Organism: Vicugna pacos (alpaca)
Lineage: Eukaryota; Metazoa; Chordata; Mammalia; Artiodactyla; Camelidae
Source: RefSeq, a predicted model, not a curated record